Messenger RNA from Erythranthe guttata (spotted monkey flower), 2322 nucleotides. The record is from RefSeq and is a predicted model, not a curated record. NCBI's taxonomy places the organism in Eukaryota, Viridiplantae, Streptophyta, Magnoliopsida, Lamiales, Phrymaceae.
AAAGUGAAAAUAGUAACUGCUGCUGACAGAGGAGCAAAGCAGCAGUAGAUUUUAGAGUCAGGCAUUAAUAAACUAUAAAUGCAGUUUUUUCACACCUGGAUUUUUUCCUCUUCAGAAAGCAAAAUAAAUGCGCAGAAAUCCAUACCAAAAAAAGCCUACCUGUUCUAGCAGAGCGUGAAUCACGAAGCUUCAUCCCUAUUAUAAAUUCCUCAAAAAGCAGAGUUUCCUCUUUUCAGCUUCAACUCAUUUUUCACAGAGUCAAGAGAAAUUUUGCUGAAGGUGUAGAAGAUUCAGUAACAGAAUCCAGCAUCUGCAGUAGCAGUGGGUGCGGCCGCUUUCGCAGCUGAAGUAAUCGAACGCCAAUGGAACCAAUGAAUUGUGUCAAUGUGGGGUUUAAUUUGAAUAAUUUGCAGAUGAUUCAGUGUUCGUCUAAUCAGGCUAUUGAUUUAGAAAACGAAGAGGUUUUAAUUCAAACUUCGUUGCUGGAGGAAGACAUGAUUACGGAAUACAGUGAAAAUAUUAAUAAUGAAGAUGGAAUUAGUCCAAAAAAAGAUGCGGAAGCAGGAUUAGUGGUGGAAACAGAUUCCGAUGCCAAAGGGGAAAUUCCGGUGCUAUCAAAGCCUAGUCGAGGUCCUAGGUACUUUGACCCGGCGGGUUUCAGCUUGCCAGAAUGCAACAACAACUAUGACAGAUCCAAGAAGUCUAAAAAAAAGCGGAAAAGAUGCUAUAUUUGCGGUGACACUCGUCACGAAGGACAGCGGUGCAAACAGGUUAAUGAAUGCUUCAUUUGCUCCAAAAAAGGGCACCUGGUCAUAAAUUGCCCUAAUAAAAAAGUUGAGGUGGAUUCUACUUCUAAAAUAUGUUUAAUGUGUGGAAGUACGGGCCACGACAUGUUCUCGUGUAGCAGCAGUUAUGACUCUGAAGAUCUCAAGGCUAUCGAGUGUUACAUCUGUGGAAAGGUCGGUCAUCUCUGCUGUGCUGAGAAUAAAACCGAAGGACUAAGAGGAGAAGGUUCAUGUUACAACUGUGGGGAGUCUGGCCACUUUGGUCCGGAGUGCCCAAAAUUGAUUGAAGCUGCCAAUCUUCUUAAACUAAUAUGCUCAAAAUGUGGAGAUAAUGGCCAUUCCCCACAAGAGUGCACCAAGCCAAUUUCAGCCAAAAAGGCAAAGAGGAUGGCUCGUGAAAUUCGCAGACAGAAUAUGCCAACAGUGAAUCUUUCUUACCAGACUCAGCCGAGACAAACUGCGGGCCCUUACUGUGGAUCAAAUGUAUGGUCGUCACCUGCUGCUGCGGCUACUGCAAGAGCAACUCAAGUUCCCAACGCUUUCAAUCCUCUUACUCUAAAUGGCAACGAAGGAAAAAUUCCCGAAGUACCCCUCAACCAAGAAGCUGAAACCAUUCUUCCCCAGAGAGCAACUCAGAAUGAGCAGCAGAAUUCAUUCUACCCAAUGACUCAAGUUCCUCACCCGAUGUGGGAUUGUAAGAAGGGAACUCAGAUUCCUCAACCACAUCUUAACUGUCAACCUGGAAUCAUGCUUCCUCAAGCGGAAUUUCGAGUCCUUCAAAACUCGUUGACUUUGGGAACACAAAUUCCCAAAGUACCCCUUAAUCAACAAACUGGAACAAUGGUACCCCAGAUAGCAACUCAGAUUCAGCAGACCCCUUUCUACCCCAUGACUCAACCUCCUCACCCGACGUGGGAUUGUAAUAAAGGAACUCAAAUCCCUCAACCACAUAACCAUCAAUCUGGAAUUCUGCUUCCUCAGGCAGAAUAUCGAGUUCCUCAAAACUCGUCGGUUUUGCCAGCUCAUCCUCCUCAUUCGAUUUGGAACAGUGGCCAACGACUUCCUAGCCGUUCAACUCCUGUCAUGAUUGGUCAAGCAGGGACUCAAAUUCCUCAGCACCCUUUAAACCAUCAAGCUGGAAUUAUGCUUCCCCACCAAGUUUUUAACCAUCAAACUAAUGCUCCGUUCCCUUGCCAAAAUAGAAGUAAGCAGACUUGAAGGUUGAAUUUCAAACUUCCCCAACAACUUAUGGAGUUUUCAGUCAAUACAUUAGAUUUCAUUUAGAGACGGAAUAGCUCUGCAAUGAGAUUGUGUCUCGUACAUUCAAGAAACAAAUGAAAUAAACAGCUGAAACGGGCUCGAGCAACUUCCGGAAGAGUUGGGUCAAUCAGGUUUUUUACUCAUUUCUUACAAUCUGCAAGGUUACUAAGCUUCUCAGAAUUAUGAACAUUUUCCGUUUUUUAUUUUAUUUUUAAAUGCUACAGUGGAUUUUACAAUUUAACAAAAAUCUGUUAUAGACUUGAUGUUUUUCAUCAAA